CAGUAAAUCUAAAUAUUGGUUAUGAGUAAUCUUAUUUCUUCUAUUUUAGAACAGUUGAGUAGAUUUGCUGGAUUUGGUAUUGGACUUGCAAGUCUCUUUACAGAAAAUGUACUGGCUCAUCCUUGCAUUGUUCUACGCCGCCAGUGUCAGGUUAAUUACCAUGCUCGGCAUUAUCAUCUCACUCCAUUUACAGUCAUCAAUAUUAUGUACAGCUUCAACAAAACUCAGGGGCCAAGGGCCCUUUGGAAAGGAAUGGGAAGUACAUUCAUUGUCCAGGGAGUCACACUUGGAGCAGAAGGAAUAAUUAGUGAAUUCACACCUUUACCAAGGGAGGUUUCACAUAAAUGGAAUCCUAAACAAAUAGGAGAACACCUUCUGCUGAAAUCUAUAGCUUACACCAUUGCUAUUCCACUUCCUCUGGCCAGCAGCCUUGAGGUUAUCCAGAGUGAGAUAAUUCGAGAUAAUACUGGGAUUUUGGAAUGUGUUAAAGAAGGCAUUGGAAGAGUGAUAGGCCUGGGAGUGCCUCAUAGCAAACGACUACUUCCUCUUCUCUCCUUGAUCUUCCCCACGGUGCUGCAUGGGGUUCUUCAUUACAUCAUCAGCUCCAUCAUUCAGAAGAUCGUCCUACUCAUUCUAAAGAGAAAGACUUAUCAUGGCCACCCAGCUGAGAGCACUAGCCCAGUGCAGAGUAUGCUGGAUGCUUAUUUUCCAGAACUUAUUGCUAACUUUGCUGCCAGUCUUUGCUCUGAUGUUAUACUUUACCCCUUGGAAACAGUUUUGCACCGCCUUCACAUUCAAGGAACACGCACAAUAAUUGACAAUACAGACCUUGGCUAUGAAGUGCUUCCAAUCAAUACACAGUAUGAGGGAAUGAAAGACUGUAUCAAUACCAUUAAGCAGGAGGAAGGAAUGCUUGGUUUUUAUAAAGGGUUUGGUGCUGUUAUAAUACAGUACACACUGCAUGCAGCUGUCCUACAGAUUACCAAAAUCAUUUACUCUACGCUUCUUCAAAAUAGCGUUUGAGAUAUAAGUUCCCGAUUAGUCUAAAAGGCACAAUCUGGACACUUUGCUAUGAAAUUGUAGGGUAUAAAAGUGAUACUAGGGGGGAAAUGGAUUAUAAGUGAAACUGGUAGAGAAAGCCCAUGCUCAUUAUAUUGACUUUUUUUUUAAGGCCUAGGUCUCUUUGGGAUCAAAAGUAUUCCAAAUUUGAAAACUCAAUAAAAAUAAUACUCAUCAAUUAAAUUCUAGCUAGUGUAGCACGCAUACUGAACUAAAAUUGGUCUUGAGCAGAAGCAAAAAUUUAUCAGCAAACACAAAACAAAAUUUUACAGAGCUGAAUUUAUUCCAUCUAACUUUAAUAUUUAUUACAUGUUAAUUUUACCUUCUUGGUUGAUAUUGUUAUGCCAUCCUUAAUAUAUAGUAUCAAGAGGUCAUAGUUUACCUUCAAGCAAAUAAAUAUGUAACCAAUGAUAAUGAUGAGAAGGAUUAGAUUUGGCAAUCUGUAAUCAGGAGUUGAAGUUUUAAAUUGUAUUAUCCCUAUAUAACGUUUUAAUGGCUGCAUAUUUAUUACAUAAAGCCAUUUAUGUUCACAUACAAAACUUGGAAUUUCCUUCCUUUCAACAAAUUUUCCAUCUUUAGAUCAGCUUAUUGCAUAAGAUGAAGUCACACACUUUCUGCUUAAAUAUAAAAAUAAAAUAUUAAAAGCCAAGUUAUCCAAAGAUUUAAGGCAAACAAUAUACUUGUCUAUAUCCAAAAACAGCAUUUCGGUGCCAGCAACUUAAUAUUCGUCAUAUGUUUAUAAAGCUUGAUUUGCUUACCUAGUUAUGUGAAUCAUCAGGCUGUUUUUAGAGCCACUCUUAACAGAGAUAGAAAAUAAAAUAAUCAUGACAACUAUUACUGUUUCUAAAUUUAGAAAUUGUGUACUGAAAGGAAUGUCACUUGUCUUUCAUUUCUGAAUGACCUGUCUUAGUGGAGACGCAAUUAAAAUUCACCUGGGAAUUUG
Messenger RNA from Myotis davidii, 2002 nucleotides. RefSeq names its product solute carrier family 25 member 46 (gene SLC25A46). Gene Ontology annotation, cellular component: mitochondrial outer membrane. Gene Ontology annotation, biological process: mitochondrial fission; axon development; mitochondrial membrane fission. The transcript is spliced from 9 exons. The coding region runs from base 22 to 1023 and encodes 333 amino acids. The record is from RefSeq and is a predicted model, not a curated record. NCBI's taxonomy places the organism in Eukaryota, Metazoa, Chordata, Mammalia, Chiroptera, Vespertilionidae.